AUGGCCAGCCUUCAAUCUAGAGCAUCAUGCAGAUGGCACCCCCCUGGUGAAGGGUGGCUGAAGUUAAACUUUGAUGGGGCUUCCCGAGGCAACCCAGGGCAAGUAGGGAUAGGAUGCGUUGUGCACAAUUGGGAAGGCAAGGAAGUAGCAUCCCUUGCUUCUCCAGCUGGCAUUAUUACAAACAAUUGGGCAGAACUGUUGGCCUUGGUGGAAGGUUUGCUUUUAUGCAGGAAACUUGAAGUGAAGUGCUUAGAUAUUAAGGGUGAUUCGACUAUAAUUGUCAAUGCUCUUAGAAUAGGUAGCAUCCCAAAUUGGAAACUUAAUUCCUUGUUAUCAAAGGCUCUAGAUCUAUGCAAAGGGUUUGAUAGGUUUAUAGUUAAUCACAUCUAUAGGGAGGGCAAUAAAAGGGCAGAUGAGCUUGCUAACCUAGGGGUUGAUGGCAUCAAACUCCUGUCCUUGCCUACCUAA
This is a messenger RNA of Cryptomeria japonica (Japanese cedar), 468 nucleotides long. RefSeq lists its product as uncharacterized. The coding region runs from base 1 to 468 and encodes 155 amino acids. The transcript has a single exon. Lineage: Eukaryota; Viridiplantae; Streptophyta; Pinopsida; Cupressales; Cupressaceae. Gene Ontology annotation, molecular function: nucleic acid binding; RNA-DNA hybrid ribonuclease activity. The record is from RefSeq and is a predicted model, not a curated record.